Molecule: messenger RNA, 1217 nt
Organism: Benincasa hispida (wax gourd)
Lineage: Eukaryota; Viridiplantae; Streptophyta; Magnoliopsida; Cucurbitales; Cucurbitaceae
Product: non-specific lipid transfer protein GPI-anchored 16-like
Source: RefSeq, a predicted model, not a curated record
ACUACUAAAAUUGGUGGGAUUAAGUUAUUUAACACCGACAUGUGAAGUCAGUGGACCAGACACCCCAAAAGGUUUGAAGGACAUACAACAUAGUACACAAAAUGAUAAUUUAUAUGUUAUUAUACAUCCCCAUGAAUCUCGAAACUUUUGAUCUAGGUACGUACUGGAACGAAUCAUAACGACAUUUGAAUUAUACAAGAUUAUACAUGAAAAUUCUUCUUUUAGGUCUCUUUUUAGUCCUACAUCUCUAAUCCUUAGAUGGAAAGUUCAUUUAUCCCUAUCAGCGACAAGGGCUUAUUGAUUGGUAUAACCAACAUGCCAAACUUCACCCAAUGUGAACUCCAAACUAUUCACAUUAGGGGGAGGGGGCACCAAAAGCUCUAGCAAUGGUGAAGUAUAACUUGGUUAAUUGAGUUGGUUGAACUCCAAAUCCCAAGAUUCAAAUCUACCAGACUUUCCCUCCAAAUUCUCAAACUAAUAUAAACUACAACCACCUCCAAUUGAAAGGCAUUGGGCUUGGGCACCCCAUAUCUUCCCCUGUUCUUCAAAAGAUGGCAAUGGAGAUUUUGAAGGCCUUAGCAUUCAUCACAGUUGCAGCAACUAUUUUAGGUAGUUUUUCAGUUGAAGGGCAGACUCGUUCGUCUUGCACAACCUCAAUGAUCAACAAUUUCACCCCAUGUUUCAAUGUCAUCACUGGAAGUAGCAACAAUGGUUCAUCACAAAAAGAAAGUUGCUGCACCACACUGAGGUCGCUCUCAGGAACAAGUAUGGACUGUGCCUGCCUUUUACUUACUGCCAAUGUGCCUGUUCCUCUGCCCAUCAAUGCAGCCCUUGCACUCAUCCUUCCAACUUCUUGUAACAUCACCAACCUACCUGCACAAUGCAAAGCUUCUGGUUCACCCCUACCAUCCCCAGGACCUAUCUCACUUGGACCAACUGCACCAUUUCCUACUGCAGCUGCUUCUCCUUCUCCUCUAAGCCCACAAGUUUCAAAAGCAGUAGCAGUAGCUCUGGCACCGGAAGACGGUCAGCGGCAGCAAUUGAUGCCCACACAUCCUCCGGCAGAAUCAGAAGCUCCGGCAGCAACCCAUCGUCGGAUCCGACCUGUUUUAGCUCCAUCCGCAUCCUCUCCAUCUUGUGUCUGCCCACCAUCGCUCUUGCUAAUAUCCAUAGCCUUCAUGGUUUUCAAAUCCCAAUGAACAGCUUUUUGCUUUCAC